Messenger RNA from Ictidomys tridecemlineatus (thirteen-lined ground squirrel), 2694 nucleotides. The record is from RefSeq and is a predicted model, not a curated record. NCBI's taxonomy places the organism in Eukaryota, Metazoa, Chordata, Mammalia, Rodentia, Sciuridae.
UUUAUGGUACCCAUUGUACAGAAGAGGAAACUGAUGCACUUUUCUUUUCCUUUUUUUUUUACACUAGAUUUUACCCCACAACAAGCUGGCCAGUUUAUACAAAUAACAUUAUUUCUAUAGCCCAUUAUGACCCCCAAAGGAGACAAGGCUCAGAGAGAUGAAAUAACUUGCCUAAAAUUAUCAGGUGAAGUCAAAAUUUUGAAUGAGUCUCUGAAUACAGAAUUCAUGCUAUUAACCAAAAUGUGGGUAACCAGGCUGGCUGCCUCAGAGUCAUCUUGGAGAGCUUUGCAAGAUGCAGAUUCCUGGGCCAUGUCUAGGGGUUUUGUCAAGGACUAGAAGUGAGCAGUGUGAUCUGUAUUUUUAACCAUUGCUGUAGUUGAUUCUGAGGUGUAGACCACUGUUUUAAGUGCCACACCAUGCUGUAGGUUGUAAGUAAAUGGUCCUGUCAUCAGUAUAUUUGUCCAGAGCAUACCUGUCAUGAAAUGUUACUCCCGGGCAAAGGUUCCUUCCUACGGUCCUUCCUGAAAUUGUAUGCAAAGAAUUUGAACUCUGUGUGUUUUUCUGAGUCUACAGCUUUGUCAAUGUUUGAAUGGAUCUAUGGCCCCCAAACAGUUAAGAACCACUCUGCAACAGUCUUUCUUCAUGACAUCUUCCUCCUUCAACUCCUGCUUGAGGAAGAAGUGUGAGAAAUGAAACACUAUUUGACCUCACCCCCACACCACAGCUCUGUGCCGCUGAUAUAGCUCUUUCAUUUCCUGGCUCAAGGAUAGGUUGCUAGGUUGCCCUUCUGUGAGCUCUUCAGGAGACUUCUCCUUUGCUGGCUUUGGCAUCACUGGCCCCAGAGAAGGAGCAGCUCCAUGGAAACGGCAUGCAGGGCUGUCCAGAGUGAAUGGGCCAUGAAGCCAGUGGGUAGAAAACCUGCUCCAUUUUCUUUGACGUCUGGUUCUUAGAGAGCAGGUAUUACUUCCCUUAUGUAGCCUGUGACCAGGAGACCUUGAUGGGACUUGUUCUUGAUUCCUGAUGCUUGGAAAUAAAUGAGCAGUUUGAUGGUGUUCAACCCUGUUUGGUUCAGCUUCAACCUAUUGAGUUUCUUCCAGCUGCAACCAGUUGUCUUCAGCAUGGGGGAACAGAACCACUCUGCAGGGAAAGAGCUUCAGCACAGGACACGAACAGAGGCUCCAGCAAAGAAAAACUGGCACCCCCAAGCCUACACUCUUGGGGCCAUUUCCAACUUUAUGUCUACUUUUCUGACCUUUCCUAUCUAUAAGGUGGUAUUCCGGCAGCAGAUCCAUGCUAUGGCAGUGUCAGAGGCUGUGAGACAGCUUUCGCAUGAAGGUCCUCAGUACUUCUACAGGGGAAUCUACCCUCCUCUUCUCUCCAAGACAUUGCAAGGGACUCUGCUAUUCGGGACUUAUGAUAGCCUGCUGUGCUCUCUUUCCCCUGAUGGGCCACAUUCCCUGGGACACCGAUGGACUGCAGGGCUCAUGUCUGGGGUGGUGGAGGCUGUGGCACUCAGCCCCUUUGAAAGAGUUCAAAAUGUCCUCCAGGAUGGUCGCAAGCAAGCUCGUUUCCCCAGCACCUUCAGCAUUCUUAAGGAAUUCAACUCUUAUGGGCUGUGGGGGCGGCUGUCACUGGGCUAUUAUCGGGGUUUCUGGCCUGUUCUUGUCAGGAAUAGCCUGGGGAGUGCUCUCUAUUUCUCUUUCAAGGACCCCAUCCAGGAUGGCUUGGCAGAGCAAGGCCUGCCCCAUUGGGUUCCUGCACUGGUGUCUGGUAGUGUCAAUGGAACAAUCACCUGUUUAGUUCUGUAUCCUCUGAUUGUGCUGGUUGCCAAUAUGCAGUCCCAUAUUGGCUGGCAGAGAAUGCCAAGCCUGUGGGCUUCUGCCCAGGAUGUGUGGGACACUCGGGGUCGAAAGGUAUUCCUGAUCUACCGAGGAGGUUCCCUGGUUAUCCUAAGGUCCAGCGUGACGUGGGGCCUCACUACUGCUAUCCACGACUUCCUGCAGAGGAAGUCUCACUCCAGGAAAGAGCUGAAAGACUGACUAGCUGCAGGAAGUGUGGCCAUGGCAUCUUUGUUCUUCUCAAUCUUCCAUGGUUGCUCCUAUCUAACUUACUUCUUUGGCUUGGUUACCUAAUGCAGCCAUUUUUUAGCAUCUGUCAUUGCAGGAGUUCCCAACUACUAGCCUGUUGGGAACAGACAAAGCCCAACAGGAACUUUUGGUCAGAAAGGGAAAGUCCCUCCAGUCUAUCCACAGCUUCAGUAGCCUCAGAGCCAGGAGGCCUUUAAAUAACUUGUAACCUAGAUUAAAUGUCAUUCUAUUAAGGGAUUCCUUAAUAAGAAGACAGUUCAGCAGAUGAAUUGAUUCAGGCUUUCUGAGUUCUGGGACCACUCCAGGUGUCCUCCAGACCAAAUUGAGAUCUCCAAUUUCAAAGAACUAUUCUUGACAUUGAAGAUGGAGAUUCCAUGAACCUUCUCAGAUUGUCACAUUCACUGCCUCUACCCCAAUCACUAACCCUUCUUCAGGCUAUAGGGCCUAGUUUCAGGGUAGCAGCUGUGGCUGGAAAUCUUAAAUUUGGUUCGCUUCAUCUCAUCAGGUGCCACAAGAUCUGGUAGGGCUAAAAAUGGAAAUGUGAAGAAAUUUGGUUCCUGAUGGAAAUAAUAUAGAUUUUGAAAGAUGAGAUUUAAUUACAUGCAAA